AUGGGUAUGUAUGUACCCAUGGACUGUGGUCAAGUGGAGGAUAAAGAAGCGGAGCUUCAAGCUGCAAAGCAUCAAAUUGUGCGCGGAUGUUAUAUCUGCAAGAGCACGGGCCAUUCGAUGGCAAAAUGCUUUGCAAGAAAGGCAUAUUUGGCCUCGAAGGGCCGACGCCCCACGGGUAAACCUUCUGGUUUGCCGCGGGGAAGCGGCGGAACCCAGAAGGCGCGGGGCGCCCUACUGGGGAAGAACUGA
Molecule: messenger RNA, 249 nt
Organism: Peronospora belbahrii
Lineage: Eukaryota; Oomycota; Peronosporomycetes; Peronosporales; Peronosporaceae
Source: the annotation of a GenBank genome assembly